UUGAGAGCGCGGUGAGAUGUUGACUCAAGGUGUUGCAGCAUCUUGGGAAUGCUAUUGAAGUUUGAGUUGAGAAGUCGCUGUUUGUCUUCAAGUCUUUCUGUGUGACAAUCGUUAUUUAAAAGUGGGAAUGAGAAGCUUUCAACACAUAAUCUUAACUUUCUAGUGGAAAGAAACGGAUGAAACUGUUCAGAAGAGGAGUUUAUCGGUUUUAUUUCCCAGUAGAAUUACAUUUAAAUCAUAUUUAUUGUUAAGAAUAAGCUCCACAGGAUCAUAAAUCCUUUGUCUGUGAGUGUCAAAUCCUCAUUCCUCUGUCUAAAGCUGCUAUUGUGCCCAAACUUAAGAAAUUCGCCCUGGACCAGGUAGAAAAUGGAACAUCGAAGCUAACGGCUACAAGCUAAUGGCUGCACAGCCCAAGCUCAGCUUAACAUCCAACAUCCAUCAAACCGUGAACUUAAAAGUUCCCAGAUAAAAUGUCCUGAAACUUCUUCCUUUGUCUAGAAAGUGAACGUGGAGGCAGAGUUGUGCUGCUGGUUGUGGCGAGAUCAGCGGGGCUCUGCAGGAGGGUGUUGGGUGUCAUGUUAGUGAAACUGGACCUUUCGCCUCCGACAUAAUUCACCGCGGUGAGCCGCUCCGUCAUCCACAGCUGAUCCCUCUGCACAUUGUCCAUCCGUGUCCGACGUGUCCAACGAAGCAGCUGAGGAUCAGCCGCCUCCUCUGUCCAGUUACCUGCGCUGUGAAUUAUCAGAUAGAUGUUAUCUUGAACCUGUCUUCCUUCUCAACGCGCCGUGAGCAGAAGCUCCUCUUUGAUUCACCUCUCAGACUGAGAGCGGACCCGUCCUUCCCUCUUUGGCUCGAGUUAUUUCUGACCUGUAAACUGCAAACAAAGCCGAGGCCUUAGGUGGUUCAUCUCCUGGUGUGGACGCAGCUUUAAGAUCAGACAGAAGCUCAGAUUGGAACUAAAUUUAGAGGCUGGAGCUCCUGUGAACAUUGCAGCCGGGCCCCAUGAGCCCCCCCAGUGUGUGACUUUAUUAAAGUUUGAUCAACUUUAAAGCUGCUUCUUGAGGUUUGUUGCUUCCUCUCCUUAUUACGUCACUCGUGAGGCCAGUCUAACAUCCUCCUGCUCAUGCGUCCCGACUUGAGGACACGGGUCCAAAGGACGCUCUCGUGGCUGCUGUUUGUCUGUCCUCUUGGCUCAAGCUCCAGCUGACAAUAAACAGAUGAAGGCGGCCGCGGGGCCUGUGCCACCUCCAUGGGAGGAGAGGACGGUGCAGAGGGCAGGUCCAGCAGGGCGCGGUCUCCUUCUUCUCCCGCAGCACCUCAUCUGUACUGUAGUAGGAUCUCUUCCAUUUCCAUUUCUGCCAACAGCCCUGCGCCACAGGGACGCAUUGAGAGCAAAGCCGAGAGGCAGAAACCGCUGCGGGGACACCCUUUGACCGCCGUGCCCAACAGACAUCAGCAGCCAUCCUACGCACCGCGCCUCCGUGUCUGUCUGUAGCCCGUUUCUCACAGCUCCGACACAGAGGGACCGCUUUGAACCUGCCUGCCAAGAUAAACUCACCUCCCUAUUUAUGCCCCUGCCUCCGCGUGCACUCGGGACAGGAGUGUGUCCGCAGCGCAGAGGACAGGUUCGAGUCUCUCCAGCUCGUCUCCAGCCGCGCACUGGCCACUUUUACGCGCCGGGAAUGGCGACUUCCAGGGACUCUGGGAUGAGUCCUGCUCUAUUAUCCCCGCUUUAAGAUUCUGGAGGAACCCACGCGCGGGUGGGGAGGGGACACUUUAAAAGAAACACAGCGGUGAAGUUUUGGCCUCCCGCCGGGGGGUGACACACCGGCCCCGGGCGGAAUGCUGCUCCCGACGCUGGUGACGUGCCUCGCCGGGUGCGCCUUCCUCCUCUCGCCUGUCAGCGAGGGCUGCGGACCGGGCAGAGGUUACGGCAAAAGGCGCUCGCCGCGGAAGCUAGCGCCCCUCGCCUACAAGCAGUUCAGCCCCAACGUGGCCGAGAAGACGCUGGGGGCCAGCGGGAGAUACGAAGGGAAAAUUACUCGGAACUCUGAGCGCUUCAAGGAGCUCACCCCGAACUACAACCCCGACAUCAUCUUUAAGGAUGAGGAGAACACAGGUGCAGACCGCAUGAUGACACAGCGCUGCAAAGACAAGCUCAACUCUCUGGCCAUCUCCGUGAUGAACCUGUGGCCCGGGGUCCGGCUGCGUGUCACCGAGGGCUGGGACGAGGACGGCCACCACUCGGAGGAGUCUCUGCACUACGAGGGCCGAGCGGUGGACAUCACCACCUCGGACCGGGACCGGAACAAGUACGCCAUGCUGGCCAGGCUGGCGGUGGAGGCCGGGUUCGACUGGGUCUACUACGAGUCCAAGGCCCACAUCCACUGCAGCGUCAAGUCAGACCACUCAGUGGCAGCUAAGUCUGGAGGCUGUUUCCCUGGCGACGCCUUGGUGACGCUGGAGGGCGGCGCUCAGACCUCCAUCAGCGACCUGCGCCCCGGGGAUCGGGUCCUGGUCUCGUCCGGCAGCGACGGCCGGGGGGCGCUGGUCUACAGCCAAGUCCUGACCUUCCUGGACCGGGACCCGGGGACCCGGAGGCUCUUCUACGCCCUGCAGACAGAAUCCGGGGCCCAGAUCUCGCUCACCGCCGCCCACCUCAUAUUUGUGUCUGAAGGGAACUGCUCAGAGGGGGCGGAGCCGGCCCACGCCGCCCUCCGGACUGUGUACGCCAGCGACGCCCACCCGGGACAGUGUGUGCUGGUGUCGGAGGGGGAAGAGGGGCGUCUGUCCCGGAUCAGCCGGGUCAGUAUGAGGGAGGGCUGGGGGGCGUUUGCUCCUCUCACCAGGGAGGGGACGGUGGUGGUGGACGGGGUGGUGGCGUCCUGCUACGCCGUGGUGGACCAGCACUCCCUGGCCCACUGGGCCUUCGCCCCCUUGAGGCUGAUGCACAGCUGGACCGGGACCACGGGGGGCCACGGUGACGGGGUCCACUGGUACUCGCAGCUUUUACACUGGCUGGGGAGGAGGCUGCUGGACUCAGGACGCCUCCACCCGCUGGGAGUAGCUCCAGACAACAGGUGAAGGAGGAAAAUAAAAAACGAACAAAAAAACAAGAACCUGAAACCUCAAAAACCUGUUCGAGCCGGGACCAGGACCGGGACCAGGACCGGGACCAGGACCAGGAUGGACCUCCUGCUGAGGACGGGACGAGAACAAACUGUGACGAGACGGACGAGUUCCCCCAAAAUAACAAAGAGACGUCGAAAUAAAUGAGUCAGAGGAACAUUUGUGUCCUGAAAACACUAUGAAACAAAAAAACCCUUAAAAUGACCUCAGUUCAAACUAAACUCAUUUUAUUAGAAUUUAAGUUUGGUUUAAUGUUCAGGGUCUGACAUGUUUUUAUUCUAACAUCAACAGUUUCCUCUGAUGUGGAAUAAAACUUUAAAGCACUUUAAAGGCCUAAAUGAAGAAAUGACCUUUGUGUUUAUGGUUAGAGUUUAGUUCAUUAUUAUUAUUAUUAUUAUUAUUAUUAUUAUUAUUAUUAUUUAUGGGACACCUGAACAUGAACCAAACAUUCAUUCAUUCAUUCAUUAAUCCUCCCCUAAGGUUCCAGUCCAUCGUUAACUGAGUUUUAAGGGAUUUAGUUUCAUAGUGAAGCUGCUGUGUUGUUUGUGCACAAAGAAAAGAAAUGUACCUGCUUUAAUACAGAGACUGUAGGAGAACCAGUAGAACCUAUUUAAGUAUCGUUUUGUUUACAGAAAAUCCAACAAUGUACGUGGAUAUAUGGAGUUCCUAUUUUGGGUGAAGAGAUGUUAAGAAAAAAAAAGAUUUAUUUUUGAAAUUAAAUUAUAUGGAAAUGA
This is a messenger RNA of Mugil cephalus (flathead mullet), 3863 nucleotides long. RefSeq names its product indian hedgehog B protein-like. Gene Ontology annotation, biological process: smoothened signaling pathway; cell fate specification; multicellular organism development. Lineage: Eukaryota; Metazoa; Chordata; Actinopteri; Mugiliformes; Mugilidae. The transcript has 3 exons. Gene Ontology annotation, molecular function: calcium ion binding; patched binding. The record is from RefSeq and is a predicted model, not a curated record. The coding region runs from base 1843 to 3084 and encodes 413 amino acids.